CGAGUGAGAGCGACGACAUGGUGGCAGAUGGGCGGUGCGGUGACGGCGGUGGCAGCAGCGGCGAGGAUGAUGACGAUAGCAUCAGUAGCAGCAUGCCCGUCAGAGUGCUCAGCUAUUCGCAGUACUGUCGCUACAGAGCACUGCUCAGACGCCUCCAUGGCGUAGCUCACCUGUGGAUGAGCACAGCCGUGGUGGCAGCACUGGGCGGCAUCACCGUGCGCAGCAGCGACAGCGUCUAUUUCAUGUUUUGCCGCUCGACGUUCGAUCAUCCGCAUCUUGCCACGCACCAACUCAUCUGUGAUCACCUCGCACCAGUAUUUAAAGGCAGGAAGCGUAAGAAGCCACUGAGUGUGGGGAAGGGAGAUGAUGAGCUCACCGAGGAUUCGAUGGAUAGCAGCUCGACCUCGAGCAGUCGGGCCAGCUCGCGGAGCUCCGUGCAGCACUCCCGCGACGACGUCCAGCCGCCAAAGUCUCAACCGUCGCCGCGCAACGGAUACCUCCACGAGGGGGCGCUGCCGAGCCCGACGACAACGACGACGAAGCAGCCGACGGCCGCCGACGACGCGUGGCUGCAGCGGCGCCCCCUGGAGGCGCUGGCGACGAGCGACGCGACGCGUCUCGCGCGGCCGCACGCGACGAAGGAGGAGCUGGAGUUCUUCCAGUCGCUGUGCCGCUUCAUGAGAGAGAUGAACAUGCCGAUAGAACGCAUCCCCUCCCUCGGCUUCAAGCAAGUUGACCUGUGUUUCAUGUUUGCUUACACGCAACAGUUGGGAGGCCACGCAAAGGUCACCGCCAGGCGGCUCUGGAAGCACAUCUACGAUAAGAUGGGCGGUCACCCUGGCAACACCAGUGCUGCGACCAGCACGCGACGCCUGUACGAGAAGUUGUUGCUGCUGUAUGAGCAACACAGACGCGGUGAACCACUCAGUAAACCCAUACUGACACAACUCUGCCCCAAACUCUCUGCCAAAGUCGAUACUCAAAUCUCUGCGGACCAAGAGCAAGAUACGGCCAAAGAGAGAAAGAAAGGACAUAAGCCACACAUUCACGCUCAGGAGCAGCAGUGGAAAGAAAUGCAACUCGCUCAUGGAAAGGCGCGUCACGAGGCGAUGAUCAACCAGCGGCUGCAGGUGACCGCCGCUCAGUCCGCCAUCUUCCAGCCGAUGCUCUUGGAUCGCCAUGGCGACAAGCAGAAGACGGGCGUCGGUCUAUCGUCUCCCGUCUCCCUCGCGCCGCAGCCGCCGCACAGUGCAAUCAAGACGGGUGACUCAGCGAUGCGAUCCCACCAUCGUCUGACACUCCCCGCCUCCGGUCGUCACGGCGACCGCACACCUUCGGACUCAACCCGCCGAGCCGCCGUCGCCCUGGAGCACGAGCGGACAGCGCCCCCUGGCGGGACGCUUGCCGCUGCGGCGAUGUCGCCGUUUACGUCGCGUCAGCCCCCGCACAGCCGCGCGGGCGCCGCGGCGACGCAUCGCGCUGCGGCCGCUGCGUGGCUCGCGAUCCCGCCCGCCCACGCGUACGUCGUCGCCGCGGCGGCGCGGCCUCUCUCGUACGGCGGCCGCGCGACGGAGGAGGAGGAGGAGCGGUAG
This is a messenger RNA of Priapulus caudatus, 1592 nucleotides long. RefSeq names its product AT-rich interactive domain-containing protein 5B-like. Lineage: Eukaryota; Metazoa; Priapulida; Priapulimorpha; Priapulimorphida; Priapulidae. The transcript has 13 exons. The coding region runs from base 18 to 1592 and encodes 524 amino acids. Gene Ontology annotation, cellular component: nucleus. Gene Ontology annotation, molecular function: transcription cis-regulatory region binding. Gene Ontology annotation, biological process: regulation of transcription by RNA polymerase II. The record is from RefSeq and is a predicted model, not a curated record.